CUUGAGGACCCUGGGUCCAAAGUUAAGAACCGUGAACGUUUGAGGAACUUGCCUUUACAAAAUCAACUGGAGUCGAGGGUGGGCUGAGCCAGGAUUCCAGCGUUGACGACUGAGAAACUUCUAGUUUUCCAUUUCAGCUGCGAGCUCGCAAGCUGGGACAGUCUGUGGUAUUUGGGUGUGAGAGAAUGGCCGAGCCCACAUCUUCACACCACCUGGCCUUUGUCUCCAGACCCGGAAUCCCUUGGUGGCAGUGUACUACACCAACCGUGCUCUGUGCUACCUGAAGAUGCAGCAGCCUGAGCAAGCACUGGCGGACUGUCGGCGGGCCCUGGAACUGGACGGACAGUCUGUGAAGGCCCACUUUUUCCUGGGGCAGUGCCAGCUGGAGAUGGAGAAUUACGACGAGGCUAUUGCCAAUCUGCAGCGAGCCUACAGCCUGGCCAAAGAGCAGCGGCUCAACUUUGGGGAUGACAUUCCUAGUGCCCUGCGUAUUGCCAAGAAGAAGCGCUGGAACAGCAUUGAAGAGCGGCGCAUCCACCAGGAGAGUGAGCUGCACUCUUACCUCACUCGGCUCAUCGCAGCUGAGCGAGAGAGGGAGCUGGAAGAGUGUCAGCGAAAUCAAGAGGGUGACGAGGACGAUGGCCAUAUCCGCGCCCAGCAGGCCUGCAUUGAGGCCAAGCACGAUAAAUACAUGGCGGACAUGGAUGAGCUCUUCUCUCAGGUAGAUGAAAAGAGAAAGAAGCGAGAUAUCCCCGACUAUCUGUGUGGCAAGAUCAGCUUUGAGCUGAUGAGGGAACCGUGUAUCACACCAAGUGGCAUCACCUAUGACCGAAAGGACAUUGAGGAGCAUCUGCAGCGUGUGGGCCACUUUGACCCUGUGACCCGGAGCCCCCUGACCCAGGAACAGCUCAUCCCUAACCUGGCCAUGAAGGAGGUCAUCGAUGCAUUCAUCUCUGAGAAUGGCUGGGUGGAGGACUACUGAGGCCCAUUGCUCCACCCUGCUUGAUAUCCUGGCUCAGGAAGGUCCUGAGGCAGAAGCCCCAGUUCCUGUACAUAAUUUGUGUCGCUGUGCCUGCCCCCAUCAGUUCUGCUGGUGGGCUCUGGACUGCUACCCCUCUCAGCAUAGCCUUUGCCAGGCUGUGAGUCUCUCAUCUUUCUGGGCUGGAAAAGCAGAUAGGGGUGGGUUGGGUUGAAGCUGCCAUUGCUGCCACUGUUCCUGUAAUAAAAUUUGUGACCUGUA
Fukomys damarensis (Damara mole-rat) is the source of this 1240-nucleotide messenger RNA. RefSeq names its product STIP1 homology and U-box containing protein 1 (gene Stub1). Gene Ontology annotation, molecular function: protein-folding chaperone binding; ubiquitin protein ligase activity. Gene Ontology annotation, cellular component: cytoplasm; Z disc. The coding region runs from base 287 to 982 and encodes 231 amino acids. Gene Ontology annotation, biological process: positive regulation of proteolysis; protein quality control for misfolded or incompletely synthesized proteins; cellular response to misfolded protein. Lineage: Eukaryota; Metazoa; Chordata; Mammalia; Rodentia; Bathyergidae. The record is from RefSeq and is a predicted model, not a curated record. The transcript has 6 exons.